Messenger RNA from Aspergillus viridinutans, 1608 nucleotides. Its product is annotated as cytochrome P450. The transcript has 6 exons. NCBI's taxonomy places the organism in Eukaryota, Fungi, Ascomycota, Eurotiomycetes, Eurotiales, Aspergillaceae. The record is from RefSeq and is a predicted model, not a curated record. Gene Ontology annotation, molecular function: iron ion binding; oxidoreductase activity, acting on paired donors, with incorporation or reduction of molecular oxygen; monooxygenase activity. Bases 1 to 1608 code for a protein of 535 amino acids.
AUGGCAGUUCAUGUACCAUUCAGCAUGUACCACGCCGUGGAUAUUGGCAUCUCUGCCGGCGCGAUAGUCAUCGCCCUCGUUCUCUUGUUCGGGUUGACUGUCGUGGCAUCCGACUAUCUUGAUGGAUGGCGGCAGAGAAGAGCCUUGAGGGGCAUUCCGAUUGUAGAUGAGGGUAGCUACAUGCGGCCGCAGCUACGAUGGAAACGCUUCGAUGCGGAGAAAGAGUAUGCGAGAGCAUAUCAGCAGUACAGCAAAGCAGGCAAACCCUAUGCGACACGGAUACAGAAUGAUGACUAUGCCAUUGUGCUUCCCUUGAACUCGUCAAAGGAAUGGAGGUCUCUACCACACGACCAGCUGAGCUUUCUUCAUGCAUUGGCAGAGUUUGCCGAUAUGAACAUGUACUGCGACGUCACGGAUAGAACACCCAUUGAAGCUGUUCACAAUUGCAACAACGCCGAAUCAUUGAACCACCUCAACAAGCUUCUAGCCCGGGAAACAGAUAAAGUCUUGCCUUUGAUUUUCGGCCAGCCUACCGGGAACAAGUGGAAGGCAUUGAACACAUUUCAGACCAUCCUCUCCUUAUGCUCCACGGUCACUAUGACCUUGCUCCUUGGACCAGACAUCGCCCCCGAUCCGGCGCUCCUCCACCAUGCGAUGUCUUUUGGGGAAGCCAUUAUGAGCAGCUGCUAUCGACGGACGGGAUAUCCGCGCAUCUUGCGGCCAUUUGUGUGGCGCUUUUCGCCCGUAUGCCGAAAUCUGAGGACUAGCUUGUCAAUCGUGAGAGCGAAACUUGUUCCCGAGGUCGUGCGCCGGAUCGCAGCUGCACGAGCGGCGGACAAAACCAAGGACGUACGCCCAUCUUCAUUGUUGGACGCUCUGGUCGCGGCGGCCUUUGACAACGGCAGCUUGAGCCGAGAUGGCAAAUGCGCAAACGAUGCGGCACAGGCACAGUUGCUGGCAGACGAUCUCCUUUUCUACCAUUUCGAACUCUCUAAUCCGACCGCGUUCAACAUUAUCUUCCAGGUGUAUGCCAUCAUGAACCACCGCGAGUACAUGGCUCCGCUCCGAGAGGAGGCACUUCAUGCUUUGAAGCUCACUGACGGCGACUGGACCGUCGAAACUCUGAAGCACACUCCCAAGUUAGAAAGCUUCGCAAAGGAGGCCUUUCGACUGUACGAUAUCUCUCCCUUUGUCAGCUUCCGCCGUGUCAUGAAAAAUGUCACUUUAAACUCUAUCGGUCUGUCUCUUCGUCCCAGCACGAUCGUUUUGUCUCCAUGUCGAAAUGUCCAUCUGGAUCCCGAGUUCUAUGAAGACCCGACGACCUUCAACGGCUACCGCUUCUACGACUCCAGCCGCGGCACCUGCUCUCCACGCGUGACAACCACCUCGCCGACUUUCUUGACCUUCUCUCAUGGAGCCGGCACCUGUCCCGCGCGGGUUCUCGCUACUCAGAUUUGCCGGACGAUCUUCAUCAAAUUUCUGUUGCAGUACGAUGUAGAACUUGCGCACAAGGAGACACCACCGUAUGGAUACACCAAUGGUCCGGUCUAUUUGCCUAAUCCAUCAGUGACGAUGCGGGUUCGGCCCAGAAGCAACGGGAAGCCAUGA